AUGGCUCCCGCCAACUUGAAGUCCUCAGACUACUACGAGGUCUUGGGCGUCCACCGCGACGCCAGCGAGUCCGAGAUCACCAAGGCCUAUCGGAAGCUGGCUUUGAAACAUCACCCAGACCGGAAUCUGGACAGGAAAGAGGAGGCUGAGGAUGAGUUUAAGCGCUUGGCCGAAGCCUACGAUGUCCUGAACGACCCUGAGAAGCGGAAGAAGUACGACCAGUUUGGCAAGGAGGGCCUGCAAGGUGGUGAUUCGGGAGCUGGUGUGUCUCCCGAGCAGGCGGAGAUGUUCUUCAAUCUCUUCGGCGGCGGCCGACCGUCGCAGGGAACCACCCGGGUGGUCUUCAGUGGCCCUGGGGGCGAAAGUAUGGACGUUGAUGGCAUCAACCUGUCAGACAUUUUCAUGUCCAUGGGUUUGGGCGGUAUGGGUAUGGGUGGUAUGAACGGCAUGGGUGGACUGGGCGGCAUGGGCGGUAUGAACGGCAUGGGUGGUAUGAGCGGUAUGGGCAGCAUGGGUGGUAUGGGCGGAUUGGGUGGCAUGGGCAGUUUUGGGGGCAUGGGUGGGAUGGGGCAAGCUCACCGGGCGUCAAGCAGAACCUAUGGCACCAUCAAGGCAGGUGAAAUGGUGAUUGUCCACAGCUUGAACAAGGCCAAGGAGCACAACGGAAAGCGUGGACACGUGGGCGGCUUCGACCCUCAGCGUUGCCGCUAUGAGAUUCGCCUAGAGGACGGCCCGGUGAUCCAUGUGCGUCCUGAGAACAUCACUCAGCAGAGCACCGUGACCAUCCAUGGGUUGAACAGCAAGCCAGAACUCAAUGGCAAGACUGCCCAGAUCGUGAGCUUUGAUCCGGCGACCAAACGCUAUGUGGUUUUGGUGAAUGCUGGCAGCGCAGCUCCAGUAAUCGUGAGCCUGCAAGGCGGCAACUGUAUCUUGAAACCUGGUACUGCCGUGAGGCUUUGUGGCCUAAGCAAGGCGCAACUCAAUGGCUCCAGAGCACAGGUUUCGGAGGUUGACUUGUCUGCUGGCCGGUACCAAGUUCAUUUGGAGAAUGGCAAGCAGAUCAAGGUGAAGUUCGAAAACGUUCUUUGUUGA
Messenger RNA from Durusdinium trenchii, 1092 nucleotides. The record is from the annotation of a GenBank genome assembly. NCBI's taxonomy places the organism in Eukaryota, Dinophyceae, Suessiales, Symbiodiniaceae.